AUGAUUAUAAAUUCGUUUGGGCAAACGGAGAGUCUUCAAGCUCUAAAAGCCGACGGAAAACUGACAAUCACACACACGGAAGAAAACCUGAUUUUCGGGUUUUCUUUAGCAAAGAUGAUAAAAAACACGAAAUCACCUAUGGAGAAAUAAAGCCCCCUUCUACACCUAAUGUUGUGAACAAAGCUCUGAUAAAACUAGCCGAGUUCAUGAAAGGAUCCUUAGAUGAUAUUGGUAAUAAACCGGGGUUUGAAACGUUUGGCAUACUUGUCAAUGGUUCUCAUGUUAAAUUAUUUAGCAUGGAUCUCAAUUUUAAUGGUGUAUACCGUCUUAACCAAAUUGGAAAAACGAUCUUGCCAACUGAACAUGCCAAUUUUCUAACUAUUAUUCCAGUUAUUUCGAAUUUCUACAGCCUAUCGAAAAGAGUUGGCCGUGCUAUUGAGAUGUUAAAUGCUCCAUCACAAAUCAAUUCUAUC
Funneliformis caledonium is the source of this 473-nucleotide messenger RNA. NCBI's taxonomy places the organism in Eukaryota, Fungi, Glomeromycota, Glomeromycetes, Glomerales, Glomeraceae. The record is from the annotation of a GenBank genome assembly.